This is a messenger RNA of Drosophila navojoa, 1087 nucleotides long. RefSeq lists its product as uncharacterized. Gene Ontology annotation, biological process: epidermal cell differentiation; regulation of transcription by RNA polymerase II. NCBI's taxonomy places the organism in Eukaryota, Metazoa, Arthropoda, Insecta, Diptera, Drosophilidae. Gene Ontology annotation, molecular function: RNA polymerase II cis-regulatory region sequence-specific DNA binding; DNA-binding transcription factor activity, RNA polymerase II-specific. The record is from RefSeq and is a predicted model, not a curated record. Gene Ontology annotation, cellular component: nucleus.
CAUUGCCACGAGAAUCAAUAAUUAUAAAUUGUUGUUAUAAAAGUAAGAGGAAUGAACAUAGAUCUACGCAAAUUGUGCCGCAUUUGCUUUGUGGAUAAUGCGGAUGUAGACAUAACCCAGCAUAAAGUUGUAGCAGCGGGUCAAACAAACGAAGCGGAAUCCGAAGAUGAGGAGCACACAAUAUGUGAAAUAAUGGAGGCUAUGUUUCACAUCUCGCUGGAUCUAUGCACUGAGCUACCCAUGAUCUGCAAAGCAUGCCUCGAGGAAAGCUUGGCUCAUUUUGCAUACUUUAGCAAACUGAUGAUUGCUAACCGACAGCUGCGACAGCUCUACAACGAGGCACAAAUGGAAAAGGAGCAAUUGGAGUUGGAGACAGAGGAGGAGGAGUAUAUGCAGCUGAUGGAAGAGGAACAUAAUCCGCAUGAGCAUGGACUUGAACAGGAUCUGGAAAUAGAACCACAGAAGCUGCAGGAACAGGAGCCAGUGCAAGAGUUAGAGCAGCAUCUUCUAUUGGAGCGACGUCCGUCUCAGCGCUUGGCCAACGAGGAUUCGUUGAUUGUAUCCGAAUUUUUGCCCGCUACUGAGCUAGAUGUUCAACAACACGAUAGCGUAUCGGAGCAGUUUAUCCCCUUCUCCAGCUACGAGCUGCGCACGCUUGACUAUGCAGCCGUAGAGCUUAAGCACGAUAAUCUAGACGAGUACAAUGAGACGAACCGUCUGUUGGAUACCGAACCAAGUGGCAGUCAGGCCAUAUACAAGUGCAAAUAUUGCCCAUUAGCAUAUGCCUCGCAGCAGUUCCUUAAGACCCACGUGAGACGGUCGCAUGUGUGCAAAUAUUGCACAACAGCGUUUGUCAAGGUGAAAGACCUGAAUGCCCACAUUCGCGCCAAGCAUGCGAAUAGCCACCAAUGUGUUGUUUGCUUGAAUAGCUUCAGCACCAGUAGCAAUUUGCGUGCACAUCUAAAACGGAUGCACGGUGUCCAGCUGCCCGCCCAGGUUGCCCUGCUCGACUAUCGACCAGCGCAACAACAGAAGCUAACUGAACUCAGCAUCGAUGAAGAUAAAUAAAUCUCGACUUUGGUUUAAA